Meyerozyma guilliermondii ATCC 6260 is the source of this 468-nucleotide messenger RNA. It is a transcript of the gene ARC15, whose product is annotated as Arc15p. The transcript has a single exon. Gene Ontology annotation, cellular component: Arp2/3 protein complex; cytoplasm; actin cytoskeleton. Gene Ontology annotation, biological process: Arp2/3 complex-mediated actin nucleation; regulation of actin filament polymerization. The record is from RefSeq and is a predicted model, not a curated record. NCBI's taxonomy places the organism in Eukaryota, Fungi, Ascomycota, Pichiomycetes, Serinales, Debaryomycetaceae. Gene Ontology annotation, molecular function: actin filament binding. Bases 1 to 468 code for a protein of 155 amino acids.
AUGGAAGAUUGGAGACGAAUUGACAUUGACGCCUUAGAGCCCGAGAACCAUCUUCUGAAAGAGGAGCUCAUUCCAGACUUACCUCCUACGUCUCACCAAGAUGUUGUAAACACUUCCCAGCAAGUUCGUGCUUCGUUAUCCCUGGGAAGAUUUCAAGAAGCUUUGGCAUUGCUGCUUGAAAACCCCCCAUAUGUUGCAGACGAGGCCACCAAAAAGUUACACGGCGAAACUGUUUUCGAAGUUUUGUGUUCGAUCAAAAAUAACCACAACACCAACGACUUGGGAACCUUUGUAAAACAGUUAGAUAGCAGUCAGCAGGAUACGCUCAUCAAGUAUUUGUACAAAAGUAUGAGCACUGGCUAUGGUGCAAAGCAGGGAGGAUUGUUGUUGAAUUGGUUUGAGAAGACCGUAGAGAUCACAGGAUUGGGUCCAAUUGUACGGUUUAUGACGGAUAGAAGAACAGUAUAA